UGAUUUUGCAGAGUUCGACGCGUUCCUGGGUCAACAAGGGAGGGGCUUUGAAAAAAACCUUUCAACCAAUCAGCGCAGUCACGCGAGCUCGUUCAAUUUGAGCGCGCAUUUCUACCACUUUCAACCUAUGCGUCACUUCGCAAAGUUCGCAUCCAUUUUGUGGAUUUGUGCAGAAUUCUCAGAAUCGAGAAGAAUUAUCAUCAGAAGUGAUCAUUCAUGGAGAAAGAAAAAGGGUCCUUUGGUGUGCCCUCAUUAACAGAAGAGUCUUUGGCGACAUUAAAUGAUGGGAUGUGGCUGAAUGACAUUGUAAUGGACAUUCAGUUGAGAUCUGUUCAUGAUGAAUUACGACCACAUAGAAGGCGAAAAUCUUUGAUCUACCCAGUGCACUUUUACAGUAAGCUAAAAAACAGUGGAUACACAGAUGUCAUCAGAUGGACAAAGCAUGAGGACAUUUUUCGUAAGGACUAUCUUUUGAUAGUUGAAAAUGCCUUUGGAAAUCACUGGAGACUCAUGAUUGUGUGCUUCCCUGGAAAUGAAGAAGGGGAAUAUAUCAAAACUGGGCGAAAAAUGGUAGAAAAGAGGCCUUGCAUUUUAAUGCUAGACUCCAAGCCUGCGCAACUGAGUGAUAGCAUGGAGGUUUUCCAAAAUAUACGAAGUUACUUAACAGGAAUGUGGAAAAACAAACAAAAAAAGCCCCGGACAUUUUCUGCGGCUUCUAUGCCAGCCCUGAAAGUACGGGUACCUGAACAGCAGGGAAACUGCUCUGAAUGUGGCAUAUUUGUAUUACUCUGUGCAGAGCACUUUCUGAAUGAUCCUCCCAAAGAACUAAUCAAUGAGCUUGACUGUACAUCCUGGUUUACGCUGGCAGAUGCAUUUUCAAGGCGUGCACAAAUCAGGGACAAAAUACGAAGAUGUUUAGAAGGUGUUUUGUAGUGAUGAGCGAGUCACCCGAAACUCGGAUCAUUUAACCCGAUCCCUAAAAUGACUCGAGAACCAUGAGUCCUUAGUGACCAUUAACCCGAGUCAGUUGAGUCCUCUCAGAUUUU
Molecule: messenger RNA, 1046 nt
Organism: Paramisgurnus dabryanus
Lineage: Eukaryota; Metazoa; Chordata; Actinopteri; Cypriniformes; Cobitidae
Source: RefSeq, a predicted model, not a curated record